Molecule: messenger RNA, 2886 nt
Organism: Funneliformis mosseae
Lineage: Eukaryota; Fungi; Glomeromycota; Glomeromycetes; Glomerales; Glomeraceae
Source: the annotation of a GenBank genome assembly
AUGGACCGACCAAAUCUCAAUUACAAUCAAGCGCAACACCAAGAUCGUCGUGACCUUCAAAUGCAAUACAGAAAUCUUCCUGGGCAAACAGCUUUUCCUGGGAGACCAGUCAUCCCUGGACAACCUGGUCAACAAGUAAAUUUCCCAGUACAAACGUACCAGCAACAACAACCAGUAUACAACACUCAACACACGCAGCCAUUAUCUCAACAGAUCUCUCAACAAAUACCACCAGCUAGUCGUAAUCAGAACCACUCAAAUAAUAAUACAAAACAAUUUACAAAUGGUUUAAAUGCAAAUGAACGUCGAGCGAAUGUCGGAACAAACGCAAUAAAUAAACCUCAAGUCGGUACCCCGUCUGCUUCGACUAAUCAGAAACCAAAAGUGGUUCCGGCGGAGCCUGUCUCUUGGCAGAUCCCACCUGGUGCACAACAACAACUAAGUCAGGUACAACAAAAACUGAGUCAGCAAAUUGAAACGCUCGAACGUCGUAUAACUGAAAAUUUAUUUGACACGGAAGCGUGGUUAGCGUUACUUGAUGAAUUGAAAGAAAAAGGCGAUACAAAUAAAAUUAGAGAAACAUAUAAAAGUUUUACAGACAAAUUUCCCACAGUGUCUCGUCAAUGGAUUGAAUAUCUUAACUUCGAAUUAAGCCAAGAUGAUAAGAGUAAAGUUCAAGAACUAUAUCCAAAAUCUUUUCGUUAUUCUAUUUCCGUUGAACUGGCUAAGCAUUAUAUCGAAAAUGUGCGGAAUCAAGUUGAAGCUAGUAUUCCACCAGAGACUGAUCCUAUUGGAAGCAUUAUAUCUAUUUAUAAGUACGCGUUGAAUCACGUCGGGUUGGAUAUAGAAGCGGGUAUUAUUUGGCAAGAUUAUUUAAAUUUUUUAAACAACCUUGAACCUACUGAUAACAUAUUGAGUGAGUUGCGGGAUGCUUAUAAACAAGCUUUAAAAAUUCCGUUGAAUAAUAUUGAGGAAAUAUGGAAGAGUUACAAGAAAAAUGAGAAGAAAUUAAACCUUCCGAAUCAGCAGCCGAUCAAGAAACAACAAUAUGAUCGUAUUUCCACAGUUGUUAAAGAUUUACGUCGGUUCACUGAUAAAAUUAAUAAGAAUGUAAUUCCGAUCCCUUUGAAAUGGACAAAGUCGGAAAUAGAACAGAAACAUUAUUUGGAAAAAUGGAUUGAAUGGGAAAAAUUCAAUCCGCUUAGACUCGAGUCGGUGGACCUUUCAAAGAGAAUCAUAUUCGCUUACAAAAAAGCCAUGAUGUACAUGCGAUACUACCCCAAGAUAUGGCAUGAUACAGCCGAGUACUUGAUCUCGAUUGGAGACGAAGAUUGGGUCUCAAUUAAAAACAAAAAAAUUGAAGCAAAGGCAUUGUUUGGGUCCUUUUUGGGGAAAGAAUUUAAAGAAACGAAGGAAGAAAUAGCAGUUAAUUUAUUGAGUACUGCGAUUGAAAUUAUGCCAGACAGUUUGAUGGUUAACUUACGUUACGCGGAACUUAAGGAGCACCUUAACCAAAAUCUUUACCGAAAUCGUGAUGCUAAUCGUGAUGCUUUUCAAAAAGCUUUUUGUGAAAAUUUUAAAAUAUAUGAAUCCCUCUUAGAAAUUAUGAACAAAAAAUACGAAAAGAUUGAACAAGAUAUACAGGCAGAAAUUGAUGCCUUGAUGAAGAGGCACGAUGCCAAGGAAACCGAAAAUACCACCUAUGAAGAUGGUGAGACUCGUGAGAUAAAAAGAAAAAAACAAAUAGGACUCAAAAAUGAGAUUUCGGAGAUUGAAGAACGCAAGAAACAACAAAUUGAUAAAAUAGUUUCGGCUGGUGGUGUUAUUUGGAUAAACCUAAUAUCCUUUGUAAGACGUGUGAAGGGUUUAGAAGAGGCUCGUAAAUUAUUUUAUGAAAAAGCUGCGCCGUCUCAUCUUUGCACAUAUAAUGUAUAUACAGAAUUCGCAUCAAUGAAUUCCAAAUUUGCUCAUAAAUAUGUAAAAAAUGUUCGACCCGCUUUCGGUGUUGGUGAUAAUUCUCCUAGUGGAGAUGACAUGAAAAUUUUCAAAUUAGGAUUGGAUCAGAAAGAAUUAGCAGAAAAUCCUAAUUUCGUGGUUGAAUACUUAAAAUUCUUCAUAGGAAAAAAUGAUCAUAUUAACAUACAUUCGGUCUUUGAGAAAUACAUUCAGUUAAUUCCUCCUGAUAAAAGUAAAAUACUCUGGGAUAUUUACUGUCCAUAUGUAUACAAAUAUUGCACACUCUUUAAAAUAAGGAAUACUGAAGAGCGUAGGAGAGUGAUUUAUCCCCAAGAAUCUUCGAUAAAGAGAUUUGCUGACCGAUUUGGCUUGCCAGAUACAAGUUUAUUAAGGAACGAAGUUGGCACACAGCUUGACCAUACUACAACCACAACCGCGAAAGUACCAGCGGUGGUAAGAAAUAAAAAAGAAGUACGUGAACCCGCCGCUCCUGAACGGCUGGCUUUAUUGAAAUCAGUGAGCCAAGAAGCGUUUAUACGUCCGAAAAUGCAAUCAUCAUGGCAAUUAUAUGAUCAAUCGGAAGUAGAAAAAGAACAGCCAACCGUUACUUCUGUUUCUGUUUCGGGCGCUCCUCCAGAAAAAAUCGCGAGGUAUCUCGCAACACUUCCCCACUCUUCCAAUUACAAAGGGCCGAUUAUAAACCCGAAUUUGUUGAUAAAUGCCAUUAUCAAAAACAAUAACAUUUCAAUACCUACGGUACGAGAUAGAAGCCCGGCCAGGACUGAAGGUCGAGGUCGUGUACGUCAAACGGAAACGUUUGGCAAGCAAAGGGCGGCGGCCCGGGAAUCAAUCGCCCACCAGAAUUCGAUCUGUUCCGGGCCCGACAGGCGAAACGGGCUCGUGGACACUGAGAACUUGUCACACUUAUGA